AUGGAGUUACCACAUGUUGACAUACAGUCGCGUUUUGUUACCGCCCUGAGAACGCAAGCAAGUCACAACGCGGGCGACCGCUUAUCUGGGUCGUUCCUUUGUCCCUAUGCCCACGACCAUAGCAGCGAGGUUUUUCAGACUCUAGAACAGUUGUUAAAUCAUACGAGAGUCGAGCAUGCUUCAGAAGUACAGGAUUUAGAUGACAAGCAAGGACGUCUAAAGGUCCGAGACGCAGUCGUCAAAGCAAGACAAUCGAGGCGAUCUCCAGACGCUUUUACGAGUGGUACAGGUGCACCUGAUGUUGCUACUUUAUCUUUGGACGCAGGGAAAGAACGUCAGACAUCGCCUUCCUCAGGAAAGAAGAGACGAGCUCAGUCAGAUAUUCGUACAUAUCAGAAGAAAGGAUCCCCCCCUCGUGACAAUGUUGCAUUUGCCGAUCCCGAUUAUUCGAGGGAUUUGGCCUAUACGAUGGGACCUAAUAAAUCUCCCUCUAAAAUUACCGACACUCGCCUAUAUAACCCUAGACAAGGUGCAAAAGGUACCUUAUCUUCCCGUCAGUCCAACAAGGAACAAUGGAGUGAUAGGUCAGCUGAUGCCUCUUCAAAUCAAAGACAUCUCUUAUCGUCUACUAAGCAAACACGGAACGAUGCCUCACCGUCAUCGACUGGACAUCCUCGCCAAGCUGGAAUACUUGAGAUACAGAAACACGACUCUCGUUUUCCGGGGCUUUUGUUACAGCCAGAUAGCCGCCCUAUAUCGCAAGAACAGCUUGGGUCAGAAGUAAAGUCAAUAUACGCCGGGCUAACCAUGGUGGAGACGAAGUGCAUCCAUGUCGAUCGAGCACAGGCAGCUGUUCCGCAAGACUCGAAUCAGAAGCUGGCUCCUGACCACUGGCAGGCGCUUAUCGCACUUCAUCGUACUCUUCUACAUGAACACCACGAUUUUUUCCUGGCCUCUCAACACCCCUCAGCGUCUCCAGCGCUUCGACGACUGGCUGCGAAAUAUACAAUGCCAGCACGGAUGUGGAAACACGGAAUUCAUUCGUUCCUUGAAUUACUCCGUAGACGUCUCCCGGAGAGUCUGGACUACAUGCUCGCAUUCAUCUAUUUGUCCUAUCAGAUGAUGGCAUUGCUUUACGAGACAGUGCCUGCUUUUGAGGAUACCUGGAUAGAGUGCCUAGGCGAUUUAGGACGAUAUCGCAUGGCUAUUGAGGAUGAAGAUAUUAGAGAUCGAGAAACUUGGGCUAACGUUGCAAGAUCUUGGUACAUGAAAGCAGCUGACAGGAAUCCUCCUGUCGGCCGCUUGUACCACCAUCUCGCUAUCCUUGCUCGACCGAAUGCUCUUCAUCAGAUCUACUACUACGCGAGAUCUCUCAGCUCUGUCGAGCCGUUUCCUAGUGCUCGAGAGUCUAUCAUGACCUUGUUUGACCCUGUUUUAGGGCGGUCUCCAGCGAGCAUGUCGGCUGCGCUUCCAAUCGAUGCCAGCUUUAUCAAGGCCCACGCCUACACUUUCGAAAAAGAUCUUUCGGAUAAAUUCGAAACAGCACGUGGGGAAUACUUCCUUCAACUCGACAAUCAUAUCGGUCGAGUUACAGCCAAGUGGAAAGAGCAGGGCGUAUACACCGCAGUGACGAACAUCGCGUCAUGGUUCGACUAUGGCUUCAACAUGAACAUUUUCCGACAACUUUUUCUGCUACGCGCUGAGCAGCGUAAGCAACCUGGAUAUGCGGUUGAAGCGCGUGAUUCAAUAGGCCCUCCUGAUGCGGAUCUGCAAAAGCCCAAGGUUCCCGAAGAAGAGAUAGUACCCAAGCUCAACACUCUACUAUCCGACACAGCGUUCAACAGAGCCACAUGCCUGACGAACGAUACAUUUUCUCUUGUCCUUCGCCGCAUUGGUGACAAGAAUGUUCUCCCACAUGUACACGUUAUGCUUUCCUUCUUUUCCACUCUUGCGUCUAUUGAAUACGUUACCAAAUUUCUCGACAACUCUCCUUGGUCAGAUAUCGCCGCAUUCCUCAAUACGUUAGUCAAAACCGAAAACCAACAAAGUCAACCUUCUGAAAUCAACGCCUCUAUCUGCCAGUCGGUCUUUCCGUUGGAUCAGGACACGCAGGAGCAGGACGAACUGCCACUUCCAGAGGACUAUCUAAUUCGAGGAUUAAUUUGGGCUCAGGAGUAUCUCCCAGCGAAGUGGUUCGACAGGGAGCAUGACGAGGAGGACAGAUACCUGGAAUUAGCUAGCACGGCAAAACGACGCGCAGAGCGAGUUCUUCGACUCGGUCACCAACUAGCCAUACCUAACCGUUGGAUGUCGUAUGACGAAGCAAGUCAUGCAUUCACAGCACUGUAA
This is a messenger RNA of Boeremia exigua, 2349 nucleotides long. RefSeq lists its product as uncharacterized. Gene Ontology annotation, cellular component: telomerase holoenzyme complex. The transcript has 3 exons. The record is from RefSeq and is a predicted model, not a curated record. Gene Ontology annotation, molecular function: telomerase RNA binding; telomeric repeat DNA binding; protein binding. NCBI's taxonomy places the organism in Eukaryota, Fungi, Ascomycota, Dothideomycetes, Pleosporales, Didymellaceae. Bases 1 to 2349 code for a protein of 782 amino acids. Gene Ontology annotation, biological process: nuclear-transcribed mRNA catabolic process, nonsense-mediated decay.